Brassica oleracea var. oleracea is the source of this 717-nucleotide messenger RNA. Its product is annotated as LOB domain-containing protein 21. The record is from RefSeq and is a predicted model, not a curated record. Lineage: Eukaryota; Viridiplantae; Streptophyta; Magnoliopsida; Brassicales; Brassicaceae. The transcript has a single exon. The coding region runs from base 109 to 624 and encodes 171 amino acids.
AUCCAAUAAUAUAUAAAGGGAAGCUCCAGAUAAACCUUACAAUCAACCAUAGCCUAACAUUUACCACCCAAAACUCUCAAAAAAAAAAAAAAGAGAGCAAGGUUUGAGAUGAGAGGGCAUGAGCCACGAUCAAGCUCCUCUUGUGCAGCUUGCAAGCUCUUGAAGAGAAGAUGCACACCCACUUGCAUCUUUGCUCCUCAUUUCCGCUCAAGCGACCAGAUAACUUUCGCCAAAGUCCAUAAAGUCUUUGGAGCCAGCAACGUCAGUAAGCUACUCAGCGAGGUUCCUGAAGAGCAGAGACAAGAGACCGUUAACUCCUUGGCUUAUGAAGCUGACGUUCGUCUCAAGGAUCCUGUCUACGGUUGUAUUGGAGCCAUAGCUUCUCUGCAGAAGAAGAUGCUUGAGCUUCAACAUGAUAUAGCCGUUGCUCGCAAUCGGCUACUUGCCCAUAAUGCUGCUGGUGGUGUCAACAACAACAACAGCCACGUGUUGUUGUCUCCUUUGGAUGAUUCUCCUCAGCUUGCUGCUUUUCUUGAUCUUGUGCCUUAUAGUGACUUGAUGCUGCUUGAUGGGUCUGGUCUUGAUGCUUACUUGUUUGAUAUUGGACAGCCUCCUUUUGUAUAGGCCUCUCUUAUCUCCUUUAUCCUAUGUAUUUGCACUUGCUAAUAAGUCAGAUUCACUAAUGUAUUAUUAAUUAAUCCUAAAAUGCAAAAAUCA